Molecule: messenger RNA, 1176 nt
Organism: Quercus lobata
Lineage: Eukaryota; Viridiplantae; Streptophyta; Magnoliopsida; Fagales; Fagaceae
Product: probable LRR receptor-like serine/threonine-protein kinase At3g47570
Exons: 4
Coding region: 1-1176 (391 amino acids)
Biological process (GO): protein phosphorylation
Molecular function (GO): ATP binding; protein kinase activity
Source: RefSeq, a predicted model, not a curated record
AUGAAGAUGGUGAAGCGGAACUCAGCUACUAAUGGGUUCUCCUCCACCAAUUUAAUUGGUGUGGGUGGCUUUGGAUCUGUGUAUAGAGGAAUUCUUGAUCAAGGUAGAUAUACGGUUGCAGUUAAGGUGCUAAAUCUUUUGCUUCAUGGAGCUUCCAAGAGUUUCAUUACUGAAUGUGGGGCUUUGAGAAGUGUUAGACAUCAGAAUCUUGUAAAGAUAGUCUCGGCUUGUUCAAGUGUUGACUUUCAAGGUCAUGAAUUUAAAGCUUUAGUAUAUGAGUUCAUGUCUAAUGGAAGCCUUGAUGAGUGGUUGCAUCUAGCUACAAGAACAAAUAAUGUUCCCGAGAAACCAAAGAAUUUGAAUCUUCUUCAAAGACUAAAUAUUGUCAUUGAUGUUGCUAAUGCUUUGGAUUAUCUACAUCAUCAUUGUCAUACACCAAUCAUUCAUUGUGACCUCAAACCUAGCAAUGUUCUUCUUGAUGAUGAAAUGAUCGGACAUAUUAGUGACUUUGGUUUGGUAAGGUUCCUUUUUGAGGACACCCAUGAUUGUUUCUCUAAUCAAUCAAGCUCCAUCGUAUUCAGAGGAAUAAUGGGUUAUGCUCCGCCAGAUAAGAACGUUGCUGUGCCUAACUUCAACCUUGUUAAUCAACCAAGCCUAGACAAAAUACUAAAGGCCGAGGUGUUCGUCCAUAAUGACGGCCAGCUCAGAGUAGCACACCUCAUCCUUGGCUACACCCCCAUCUCCAAAAGCUACCAGGCGCUGAAGUGCAUCAUCAAAGUGAAUGACCCUCGUCUACAUUGGAUAAGUGUUGCCGCUUUGGGUUUUCUCAUCACCGAUUCGAUCCUAGAAGGCACACUCACCACCGAUCCCAUACUUGAAGGCAUACCAAAGGUAGCCCUGCUACCACAGCCUACAACUAGAGAGGCCACUUCUUCUCAUCCUGCCAUCACAAAGGAAGAAGAAGAAAAAGAAGAAAAAGCCGUUCAAGCCAUGUUCCGGGCAGAGGAGAUAACCAAUUUUUGCCACCGUCAGAUGAAAGAAGAAGAAGGGAGGCGCAAUGCUGCCGUGGAGGCCUUCAAUCUGGCUGAAAAAAGAAUAAGUGAAAUGAAAUGCAAAAUAUAUUUACCUGAAGGAGUAUACCCGAUUGUUCCUCUAACCCCAAUUGAGCUUGAUUGA